Molecule: messenger RNA, 768 nt
Organism: Rhodotorula toruloides NP11
Lineage: Eukaryota; Fungi; Basidiomycota; Microbotryomycetes; Sporidiobolales; Sporidiobolaceae
Exons: 5
Coding region: 1-768 (255 amino acids)
Source: RefSeq, a predicted model, not a curated record
AUGUCCGACUGGCUCAAUGACCCAUGGCUCAACCCAGUCCAGCGUGCGCUGCGCUCGGUGCAGGGCAGUAUGGACGACGCGGAUCCGCUCGACCAAACCGAGGAGCACUUGAUCAGGAUCUGGGGACGAGUGCUUCUGGAGGUGCUCGAGGCCGGGGACAGAGCCGCAUUGGAGUCGCGCGUCGAAACGAUCGCUGGCGAGAUUGCGAGCUAUGCGCGAGCGGCGCCUCCUCCCGAUCCGUCUGGGAGGCUUCGUGCGCCCGACAUCUUUGCGGGUCAUGGACCGCACUCGCUUCUCGUCCAAACGCUCGAAAAGUCCGACGCCAUUGUCGGCAUCCUCGCCGAGGCCAUCAGCCGCACAAGCCAGAACAGUCCUCUCAACCUCCAGCAGGAUUGGAGCGGGCAUUACUAUGCGGGCACGAGAUGGAUGCGAGAAGUCGGCCGUUUCUUUCGCAUCCACGAGGGCGAGGCGCUGAGCUGCAGGUGGCGGGAUGCGAGGCUCGACGAAAGGCAUGCGGUGAUUGAGGUUCUGUGGACAGCUUUGGCGCGACUCGUCAAGGGGGAGAUGGGGCCUUUGUCGUUGCCCAUCUUGAACCAGACUCCAGCGUUUUCCGCGCUCGAACGGUACCCGGAUCAGAUUCCGGAACGCAUGCAGCCUUCACGUGAUGCCAAGGACCGCCGCUCCAGCUACACCCAUUCGCUCGCCCAUCCGCUUCUCGAUCAACCCCUAUCGACUCGAAAGGCGCGAAUCUACAGGCUAGACGUCUAG